Molecule: messenger RNA, 1916 nt
Organism: Rhododendron vialii
Lineage: Eukaryota; Viridiplantae; Streptophyta; Magnoliopsida; Ericales; Ericaceae
Product: sulfoquinovosyl transferase SQD2-like
Exons: 12
Coding region: 38-1654 (538 amino acids)
Biological process (GO): glycolipid biosynthetic process; sulfolipid biosynthetic process
Cellular component (GO): chloroplast envelope
Molecular function (GO): UDP-sulfoquinovose:DAG sulfoquinovosyltransferase activity
Source: RefSeq, a predicted model, not a curated record
UCACUAUGCAUAUAUUCCCUCACCUCGGUUAAUCAUCAUGUCCACUCCUUCUCUCUCUCUAAACCCCCCUCUCUCUCCACCCCCUCCCCUCUUUUCUCCUUCCCCAACCCCAUCUCCCACACCUUCAUCUUACACUCCCACCACAACCUCUCGCACGUCUCUCUCUCCCCUAAGAUCACACCAACCCACUUACCCUCUCCCCACAAAGUCCCAAUUCCUACUCCCCAAAAGAUCCAAUUGUUACAACAAGUUGACUCGAAGUCCUUUCGCUGCGGCUAGCAACAUGACUAUUACUAGCAACAUGACUACUACAGACCUCAGGCUCCAAGAAAGGGAUCAUCUUUUGCUUGAUUCAGAAGUGAAUUCUGCCAGGCCUCGCCGUAUCGCUCUCUUUGUCGAGCCAUCUCCUUUUGCGCCUCGCCGUAUCGCUCUCUUUGUUGAGCCAUCUCCUUUUGCCUAUGUGUCUGGUUACAAAAACCGGUUCCAGAAUUUUAUUAAGUAUCUACGGGAAAUGGGAGAUGAGGUGCUAGUCGUGACAACGCAUGAAGGAGUGCCUCGGGAAUUUCUGGGAGCAAAGGUUAUUGGAUCUCAAAGCUUUCCCUGUCCCUUUUACCAGAACGUUCCUCUCUCCCUAGCACUAAGCCCUAGAAUAAUCUCAGAGGUUGCCCAGUUUAAACCUGAUAUAAUACACUCGACAUCCCCUGGUAUUAUGGUAUUUGGUGCUCUCAUUAUUGCUAAACUAUUGUGUGUUCCUCUAGUGCUGUCGUAUCACACACAUCUUCCAGUAUACAUACCAAGAUACACCUCUGCUUGGCUGGUCAAACCUAUGUGGGGUGUCAUAAAGUUUCUUCAUGGUGGAGCUGAUCUUACACUGGUGCCAUCAGCUGCCCUUGCAAAGGAGCUCGAAGAUGCUAGGGUAACAGAAGCGAACAAGAUCCGUGUCUGGAAUAAAGGUGUUGAUUCCAAAAGCUUCCAUCCUCAAUAUUGCUCUCAUGAGAUGCGACUAAGACUAAGCAAUGGUGAUCCUGAGAAACCGUUGAUAGUUCAUGUUGGACGGCUUGGAAAAGAGAAGAGUUUGGAUUUACUCAAAAGGGUCAUGGACAAGCUUCCGGGGGUGCGAAUUGCUUUUAUUGGAGAUGGGCCAUACAGGGGGGAGCUGGAAAAGAUGUUUUCCGACAUGCCUGCUGUAUUCACAGGAAUGUUAGGAGGUGAGGAGCUCUCAAGAGCAUACGCCAGCGGAGAUGUUUUCCUAAUGCCUUCGGAGUCCGAGACACUUGGGCUUGUUGUUUUGGAGGCCAUGUCAUCGGGACUUCCUGUGGUGGCUGCACGUGCUGGAGGAAUCAUAGACAUAAUUCCCCAAGACCACGAGGAUAAAACUGGAUUUUGCUUUAAUCCAGGAGACGUUGAUGAUUGUGUAAGAAAAUUGAAGCCUCUAUUGGAAAACCGUGAAUUACGAGCAAACAUAGGAAAAGCUGCGCGUGAAGAAAUGGAGAAGUAUGAUUGGAAGGCAGCCACACAAAAGAUACGCGAUGAACAGUACAGAGAUGCCAUUUGGUUUUGGCGGAAUAAGAGACCGUUUCUACUGAGACCUUUUCAAUGGCUAUUCAGGUGGAUUUUUAAGGCACCAGAAGUUAACUACAGUUGUUUCAGAUAGAUAUAUUUCCUAGGUUUUCAGCAUUUAUUAUUCUUGAAGCAUAUUUAGUGGGUUCAAAGAGGUUUUUCUGGAAUACCCAUGAUAGAUUGCUUUUGUGAUGGAUAUAUAUUGGUUGGUAUUGUCGUAUGGACUGCAAGAUUUGGUCAGGUGUACGGUCAUUAGUAUUUAAGGAAACUAACUAGUCUGGUUGUAAAUUAACUAAAGUGUAUUAAACAUGGGAAUUCAACUACUUGAUCUUGAAUAUUGAGCUUAGAGUUGCGAA